Messenger RNA from Sinocyclocheilus grahami, 4915 nucleotides. Its product is annotated as citron Rho-interacting kinase-like. The transcript has 35 exons. The annotation marks the transcript as partial. The record is from RefSeq and is a predicted model, not a curated record. NCBI's taxonomy places the organism in Eukaryota, Metazoa, Chordata, Actinopteri, Cypriniformes, Cyprinidae.
UCUCCAGUCUGUUUUUCUCAGCGACCACCUCACAGGUUUUCUCCUCUCAUCUCCUCCAGCGCUCCCUCCAUUCGUUCCGUCUCUGCGUUCCGAGGAUGACACCUCCAAUUUCGAGGAGCCCGAGAGGCCCCCCCGCCCCGCGGCUGCUGCCCAGCGAGAUCAUCCUCGCACAGGCUUCCACGGACAAGACCUGCCCUUUGUAGGGUGGUGCUUCAGUCGGGCCCUGAGCGCACUGGCCAAGUCUGAAUCGGUUGGCACAGGGCUCAACUCUCCUGCCAAGACCAACUCCAUGGAAAAAAAGCUGCACCUCAAAAGCAAAGAACUGCAAGACACUCAAGACAAAUGUCACAAGAUGGAGCAGGAGAUCUCGCGGUUUCAGCGUAAGAUGACUGACCUGGAGUCAGUCCUCCAGCAGAAGGAUGUGGAGCUCCAAGCCUCCGAGACCCAGAGAAGCAUCCUGGAGCAGGACCUCGCCACCUACAUCACCGAAUGCAGCAGUCUGAAGCGCAGUCUGGAGCAGGCUCGUGUUGAAGUGUCACAGGAAGAUGAUAAAGCUCUCCAGCUCCUCCAUGACAUCCGAGAACAGAGCAACAAACUCCAGGAGAUCAAGGAGCAGGAGUAUCACGCUCAGCUGGAGGAGAUGCAGGUGACCAUCAGACAGCUGGAGGAGGACCUGUCUGCAGCCCGCCGCCGCAGCGACCUGUACGAGACCGAGCUGCGAGAGUCACGGCUGACCAGCGAAGAGCUCAAGAGGAAAGCAGCCGAAUACCAGCAGAGGAUCCAGAAGGCGAAGGAACAGGGCAAAGCAGAGGUGGAGGAGCUGCUCUCUAAACUUGAGAAGACGAACGCCGAGCAGCAGCUGAAGAUCCAGGAGCUGCAGGAUAAGCUCUCAAAGGCGGUGAAGGCGAGCACAGAAGCCACGGAGCUGCUGCAGAACAUCCGUCAGGCCAAAGAGCGUCUGGAGCGAGAACUCGAGCGUCUGCGCAGCAAAUCUGACCCCAGCGACACACUGCGCAGACGCCUGCGAGAGACUGAGGAGGGCAGAAAGACUUUGGAAAACCAAGUGAAGCGUCUGGAGAUGGUGGAGCGUCGAGAGAAUAAACUGAAGGACGACAUCCAGACCAAAUCCCAACAAAUCCAACAGAUGGCUGAGAAGAUACUGGAGCUUGAGGAAAACUUGCGGGAGACUCAGGCUACAGCACAGAGGAUGGAAGCCCAUCUGGUCCAGAAAGAGCGACUCUAUGAGGACAAAAUCAAGGUUCUGGAGGCUCAGAUGAAAGCAGAUCUGGCUGAUAAAGAGUGUCUGGAGCAGAAACGAGCUCAACAUGAGGAAGAGGCGCGGGAGAAAUGCAGACUCAUCAGUGAGCAGAAAGCUACCAUCAACGCCAUGGACAAUAAGAUGAAGAGUUUGGAGCAGCGGAUCGCUGAACUCUCUGAAGCCAAUAAACUGGCGGCCAACAGCAGCAUUUACACACAGAAAAACAUACACGAAACUAUCGUAGUGAUGUUGUUAAACGCACAUGAUCGAGCAGAGCUGUCUGUGUGUGUGUUUCAGAUGGGUCUGGAGCACGAGGAGCAGAAGCUGGAGAUCAAGCGUCAGGUGACGGAGCUCACGCUCUCACUGCAGGAGAGAGAGUCUCAGAUCAGCAGCCUGCAGGCGGCGCGACACGCGCUCGAGAGUCAGCUACAGCAGGCCAAGACCGAGCUGGAGGAGACGACAGCCGAAGCCGAGGAGGAGAUCACUGCGCUGAGAGCCCACAGAGAUGAGAUCCAACGCAAGUUUGACGCACUGAGGGACAGCUGCUCGGUGAUCACGGACCUGGAGGAGCAGCUGACCCAGCUGACCCAGGAGAACGCCGAGCUGAACCGGCAGAACUUCUACCUGUCCAAGCAGCUGGACGAGCUGACGGUGGAGAGCGAGGAGCGACUGCAGCUCAGUCAAGACGUGGACCGUCUGCGCAGAGAGGUGGCCGACCGAGAGAUGCACCUCAACAACCAGAAACAGAACAUCGAGACUCUGAAGACCACAUGCAGCAUGCUGGAGGAGCAGGUGGUGGAGCUGGAGAGUCUGAACGAUGAGCUGCUGGAGAAGGAGAGACAGUGGGAGAACUGGAGAUCUGCUCUGGAGGACGAGAAGAGCCAUGCGGAGCGCAGAACCCGAGACAUGCAGAGACUGCUGGACAACGAGAAGCAGAACAGGUUGCGAGCGGAUCAGCGCAGUACAGAGUCUCGGCAGGCGGUUGAGCUGGCGGUCCGCGAGCACAAGGCAGAGAUCGUGGCUUUGCAGCAGGCGCUGAAAGAGCAGAGACUGAAAGCAGAAAGUCUGUCUGAUACUCUCAAUGACCUGGAGAAGAAACAUGCCAUGCUGGAGAUGAACGCAAGGAGCCUUCAGCAGAAACUCGAGACGGAGAGAGAACUCAAACAAAGACUCAUGGAAGAGCAAGGGAAGCUGCAGCAGCAGAUGGACCUGCAGAAGACACACAUCUUCAGACUGACGCAGGGCCUGCAGGACGCGCUGGACCAGACCGACCUGCUGAAGACCGAGAGAACCGACCUCGAGUACCAGCUGGAGAACAUCCAGGCCGUCUACUCGCACGAGAAAGUGAAAAUGGAGGGAACCAUCUCACAGCAGACCAAACUCAUCGACUUCCUGCAGGCCAAGAUGGACCAGCCCACCAAGAAGAAGAAGGGUAUUUUCGGGCGGCGGCGUGAGGAGGUGGGUGUCACGGCUAACAGCGCCGCCGCGGUCUCGUCUCAACCCACCGUUCCCCUGCAGUACGGUGACAUGAAAGCAGCGCUGGAGAAGGAGCGAGUGCACUGCUCAGAGCUGGAGGAGGCGCUGCAGAAGAUGAGGAUCGAGCUGCGCUCCUUACGAGAGGAGGCGGCUCAUUUUAAAGUGCAGGAGCACAUGGCUCCGUCCACGCCGGCCUCGGCCCGUCAGCAGAUCCUCAUGUCGGCCAUCGUGAAAUCUCCGGAGCGCCAGCCCAAUCCCAGCAGCCUCCUGAACACUUCCAGCUCGGCCCGCCGCAAAGAGAGCUCCACGCCGGAGGAGUACGGGCGACGCGUGAAGGAGAGAAUGCAUCACAACAUCCCGCAUCGCUUCACGGUGGGGCUGAACAUGAGAGCUGCGAAAUGUGCCGUCUGUCUGGACACGGUCCACUUCGGCCGACAGGCUGCCACAUGUCUGGAGUGUCGUAUUCUCUGCCACCCCAAGUGUUCCCCGUGUCUGCCGGCGACCUGCGGUCUUCCUGCUGAAUACGCCACACACUUCUCUGAGGCUCUGUGUCGGGAUAAAGCCAGCUCCCCUGCGCUGCAGGUCAAAGAGGCCUCGGGUCACGUGCGUCUGGAGGGCUGGAUGAAGCAGCCCAGGAAUGGAAAGAGAGGGCAACAGGGCUGGGAGAGGAAGUAUGUGGUGCUGGACGGGACGAAAUUAUCAAUCUACGAGUCCGAGCCGGCAGAAGACUCGGUGAAGCCACUGGAGGAGUUUGAGUUGUGUUUGCUGGAUGGUGAGGUUACGGUACACGGAGCCGUCGGAGCCUCUGAGCUCAUCAACACGGCCAAAUCAGAUAAGCAGCGCUGGGUGGCUGUUCUGGAGUCAGUGGUGGCUGGCAGCAGAGGAUCCCGAGAGAAAAGCGAAGCGGACUCUAUCGUGCUGGUGGGCUCAGAGGAGGGUCUGUACGCUCUGAACGUCAUCAAGAACUCUCUCACACACAUCCCAGGACUCGACUCUGUGUUCCAGAUCCAGAUCCUGAAGGAGCUCGACAAGCUGCUCAUGAUCACAGGUGAGGAGCGCGCUCUGUGUCUGGUGGACAUUAAACGGGUCAAGCAGUCUCUGGCUCAGUCUCAUCUGCCGGCGCAGCCUGAUCUCAGUCCCUAUGUCUUUGAGGCGGUGAAAGGCUGCCACCUCUUUGCUUCCGGAAAGAUCGACACAUGCAUGUGUAUCUGUGCCGCGAUGCCCCAUAAAAUCACCAUCCUGCGCUUCAACGACACGCUCAACAAGUUCUGCAUCAGAAAGGAGAUCGAGACGUCUGAACCCUGCAGCUGCAUCCACUUCACCGGAUACAGCAUCAUCAUCGGCACCAACAAGUUCUACGAGAUCGAGAUGAAGCAGUACGUGCUGGAAGGUGAGAUGAUACACACACACUCACUCACUCACUCACUCACUGCGUGUUGUGUGUGUGUGUCGUUGUUUGCAGAGUUCGGUGUGUUUGUGGACGCGUACGGCCGCAGGAGUCGCAGCGAUGACAUCAAAUGGAGCCGCCUGCCGCUGUCCUUCGCGUACCGAGAGCCGUACCUGUUUGUGACCUACUUCAACUCUCUGGACGUCAUCGAGGUUCAGAGUCACUCUGCGCUCGGGCCUCACGCUUACGCUCAUCUGGACAUUCCUAACCCGCGUUACCUGGGUCCGGCCAUCUCAUCCGGCGCUGUGUAUCUGGCCUCGUCCUUCCAGAACAAGCUGCGUGUGAUCUGCUGCAAAGGCAACCUGAGUCAGGAGGUAUCGGCGGCAGAAGCGCAGAGAAACGGCUCCACACGCAGCCCAAACAAGCGCGGCCCUCCCACCUACAACGAGCACAUCUCCAAGCGUCUGGCUGCUAUGCCCGAUGUACAAGAAGGCCUCCACCAGCCCGGGACACCCCACCGCUACCGCGAGGCUCGCACCGAGUUCAGGCGGGACAAGUCUCCCGCGCGGCCCCUGGACAGAGAGAAGUCCCCGGGCCGGCUGGAGCGGUCCCCCGGCAGGAUGAUGGACCCUCGGCUGGACCGCUCGCCGGGACGAGUCAUGGACCUGCGCAGGGAGAGGUCACCCGGCCGCACGUUUGAGGAGCCUCGCCAAAGACUGCACACGGGAUCAGCUCGAACCCCCAUCAACACUGUUAACAAGGUCAGGACGACUAAACACACACUCACUCUCACA